Nakaseomyces glabratus is the source of this 267-nucleotide messenger RNA. RefSeq lists its product as uncharacterized. NCBI's taxonomy places the organism in Eukaryota, Fungi, Ascomycota, Saccharomycetes, Saccharomycetales, Saccharomycetaceae. The record is from RefSeq and is a predicted model, not a curated record.
AUGGGACACUCCCCACAAACACAUCACAGACACAACAAAGGAAAACAAUCCCCUCCAGAGUCUGCAUUACAAAAGCCUGCGCUCUCCACCACCUACUUGACCCUCAGUGGCAAAGGACCCGGCGUGCUAUACACAGCAAAUGUAGAGAGACCCCAGGUCUUUACCCACCUAUCUCACUACUUGGGCAUAGUUUUGCUCUCCAAAGUAGCAUUUUUAAAGGUUUUUCCUAAUCGGGUAAUAGAUCACGUGAUAACGAUGCUUUCCUAG